Molecule: messenger RNA, 564 nt
Organism: Daktulosphaira vitifoliae (grape phylloxera)
Lineage: Eukaryota; Metazoa; Arthropoda; Insecta; Hemiptera; Phylloxeridae
Product: tetraspanin-9-like
Exons: 3
Cellular component (GO): membrane
Source: RefSeq, a predicted model, not a curated record
GUACUUCUUUUAUUGAUUUUGGUAAUCGAAGUUCUCUUGGCAGUUUUCUCUUCUAUAUCUAAAGAAAAUUAUAAUGACAGUCUAAGAUAUAACUUCAAGUCUUCAAUGGGAAGAUAUUCGUUUGAAGAUACUGAUCGUCAAGCCUGGACCAACAUACAGCGAAAACUCGAGUGUUGUGGGGUGGAUACGCCAAAAGAUUGGUUAAUUAUAUUCCCAGAAAAUCAAGUUCCUGUAUCAUGUUGCCAAAAUUUACCACUAGAGUCUGGAGCAUUAUGUCGUAAUUUAUACGAUGAAAGAAUAAUAUAUCAAAAAGGUUGUUAUAAUGUUUUAGGCAAUCGAAUAAAAAAUCGAAUGAACGUCAUCAAAUAUGUUGCUUUAACAUUCGCUUUAUUGCAGUGUGAAGCAAAAUUUUAUAUUGAAUGAAUAAUAUGUACCAAUAAACGAAAAAUAUACAAUACACUAUAGGAAAUUUUGACAAGCGGCGAUAUUCAUUUGUUGUAUUUAAUUUUAAUUAUUAAACCUAAAGCAAAUUGUCCCUCUGUACUUAAAAAUGACACAUUAUAU